GCCCCAUCCCGAUUCUUAAGCCCCAUCAUCAGUUCCGUUCAUCAUCUAUUCUAUAGGAUUUUUGAUUCUCUCUCUCUCUCUCGCUCGAAAACUUUUCCUUCGCAUUAUUUCACCUAUGCCUGACCAUUCUCUCCUCCUCCUUCUCCGUCUCCUUUCUCUCUCUCUCUCUCUCUCUCUCUGUCUCUUUCUUUUCCCCUCUUUCCUUUGUUUUAGUUUCUUUGUCCUUUUGUAGAAACUAUCAUUAACUUGGCUUGCCCGUGAUUAUCCUCAACAGUUGGUUGAUUAUCAGCCUUGGAAGACAAGUAUAUUUUUGUACAAAUUAAGCUACAAACAGCUCUUUCUCUUAAUUUGUUUAGCCUGGAAUCCAUCUUUCCUCCUUGCUUUUCCAUUUCUUCUUCACAUUUGCUCUCUCUUUCAAUGCUGAUAACCAAAACCCCCGGUAAGGGUUUGCCCACUCCACCUUUCCGCAAUCUUCUUUUUCAAAAUCGAGCAAAUUCAAAAAUUUGUUCCACCAAUUAAUGCAACACAGGGACUCGUUACACCGCCCUCCUUCAUACACAAUCUCUGCAUCUAAUUAUGCCAGAGAUCACCAAUGAAGUUGUAACCCCCAUGGCCGGUGCCAGCCGCGACGUCCCCGCCGAGGUGCUCAGUCCCGAUCUCUUCAAAAAAUACGAGCUCGGUAGACUCCUCGGCUGCGGAGCCUUCGCUAAAGUCUACCAUGCCCGUGACCUCCGCACCGGCCAGAGCGUCGCCGUCAAAUCCAUCAACAAGCAGCGUAUUCUAAGAGGAAACCUUGCUGCGCACGUUAAGCAGGAGAUUGUUAUCAUGCGCAAGCUGCGCCACCCCCACAUCGUGCGCCUCCACGAGGUCCUGGCUACCAAAACAAAGAUCUACUUCGUAAUGGAAUACGCCAAAGGCGGCGAGCUCUUUGCCAAGAUCGCGAAAGGCAGAUUCAGUGAGGAUCUCAGCCGCAAAUAUUUCCAACAAUUAAUCUCCGCUGUUGAGUAUUGCCACUCUCACGGCGUAUUCCACCGUGAUUUGAAACCCGAAAAUCUGUUGUUAGACGAAAACUGGGAAUUGAAAGUAACUGAUUUCGGGCUCAGCGCUGUGACGGAUCAGAUCCGACCCGACGGUUUGCUCCAUACAUUAUGCGGUACUCCUGCUUACGUUGCACCGGAGAUCCUUGCCAAGAAAGGCUAUGAUGGAGCGAAGGUUGAUGUGUGGUCCUGCGGAGUUAUUUUGUAUGUUCUGAAUGCAGGUUAUUUACCAUUUAACGACACAAAUUUAAUGGCCAUGUAUAGAAAAAUCUACAAAGGAGAAUUCCGUUGCCCUAAAUGGACCUCUCCGGAGCUGAAGAGGUUUCUGACCCGGGUACUGGAUCCGAAUCCAGAAACCAGAAUAACGGUACACGAGAUUUUGAAUGACCCGUGGUUCAAGAAGGGGUACAAGGAGAUCAAGCAGCCGGUUGACAGAGAGUUCGAAUUUAAAGAAUCUGGGGAAGAAGCGCGGUAUCUAAACGCUUUUGACUUGAUCUCAUACUCGUCGGGCGCAGAUCUGUCGGGUUUGUUCAGUAACAGUGGGAAUCGCGUGAAUUGGGAGAUGUUUGUGUCAGCAGAGUGGCCGGAGAGGAUAAUUAAGAGGAUAGAGGCGUUGGCGGAGGAAGAGGGAAUGAGGGUGGCAAAGAAGGGACUGAGGGUGAGGUUGCAUGGGCAGAAUUGGAAUUACGUUGUAAUGGUAGAGAUCAACCGGUUAACGGAAGAGCUGGUGGUGGUGGAGGUGAAAAGAAGUGGACUUGGACGAGAUUUGUGGAGAGAGAAAUUGAAGCCACGGCUGGAAGAUUUAGUUCAUGCCCCCACCCCCCCAAAUGCAGCAGAAUAA
Molecule: messenger RNA, 1878 nt
Organism: Sesamum indicum (sesame)
Lineage: Eukaryota; Viridiplantae; Streptophyta; Magnoliopsida; Lamiales; Pedaliaceae
Product: CBL-interacting serine/threonine-protein kinase 14
Biological process (GO): protein phosphorylation; signal transduction
Molecular function (GO): protein serine/threonine kinase activity; ATP binding
Source: RefSeq, a predicted model, not a curated record